Molecule: messenger RNA, 249 nt
Organism: Paecilomyces variotii
Lineage: Eukaryota; Fungi; Ascomycota; Eurotiomycetes; Eurotiales; Thermoascaceae
Exons: 2
Coding region: 1-249 (82 amino acids)
Source: RefSeq, a predicted model, not a curated record
AUGAAGCUCGCUACUGUUUUCGGCGCUGUUGCGCUUUGCGUUACCCCGGUCUUCAGCAGUGUCCUGCUGCCCACUGGCACUGUUGGUCACAACUACACUGUCGUUCCCUCUGGUGGUCCCAGCGCCGUUCCUUCGCACCUUCUCUCUACUCGCAACCUUCAGAACGAGACGCUGUCUGCUGUCCCUAAGCUCGGCAACUUCGGCUUCAAGAGGACCCCCGUUCGCCAGACCAGACGCUUCAACGCAUAA